ACCCUUUCAUGUAUCCUUAGUGACAACAACAUUUCCUGAUACAGAACUUGGGCGCGGCCGCUCGUCAAGUUACCAACGCCUAUCUCUCCUUUGUGUUCACAACCAUAAGGAAAGAACGCGAGAUUGAUAUGAAAAACGCUAUCAAGGCGAGACUCGAAGCUGAUCCCGGGCUCGAUGUCACGACCCUCUCACAGGCUCACCUCGAUGCAGAGGAGAUAUAUUCAGCGUAUUUAGAAUCGGCGGAGGGCGCCGGCUUACCUUCGACGGUUUCAGAACUCAGCGUCAAUGACAAGGUGAAUUAUAUUCUGUGGUGUAACCGGUACGUACACCCGAACCGGCUCCUAGGCACUGGCGACAUCAAGAACACGCCUCAUAUCCGCCUUUACCAAGAGAUAAUUAUCGAUUCUGAUGAUAAUGACGCGUCUUAUCGUGACCGGAACGGUCAGGAAAUUACACUGUCUGGAGUUGUGGAGUAUGCAAUGCUGGUGUUCAAAACAGAGGAUGAGGAACAAGUCCUAAAUGCUGGCUACGGUACAUCGCAAAAGUGUCUACACAAGGUCAGGUCCUUGGAGCCACGGCUUCUCUUUCUCGAAACAAGGGAACGGGACCUACGCGAUGAGCCGCUUAUUGAAGCAUCGGCUCAAGCCCUUGCUCUGAGUAGACUGUUCAAAAGGCCUAACGUUCGGUUCAUUGUAACGGAUUCUAAUGAUUGGAUGGUUGCUCAUUUGCACAAUCCUCUUGAUGGAGGCUCACCAGAGGUCACAUCAUGGCUACUGCCACCCUUGUACUCUGAGAUCCCCUUUCAAGCAUAUUAUGGUACGAUAUUGGGACGAGUCGGGGCAACGAAAAUUUGGAGGAUAUACGUUCGAACGUUUUAUGUGACGUUGCUUGAAUGGCUCUUGCCAGAGAGUACUUCGGCAAUCCCGACACCACCACGAUUCGACAAGAUGUCUGGUUCUAAAAUUUGAUUCGAAUCAACUAACAGUUGUCCGGUGUCUUUCUUUCUUGCGGACAUUAUUCAUUCUUACUUCAAUCGUGCUCUCGC
Molecule: messenger RNA, 1045 nt
Organism: Desarmillaria tabescens
Lineage: Eukaryota; Fungi; Basidiomycota; Agaricomycetes; Agaricales; Physalacriaceae
Exons: 4
Coding region: 129-968 (279 amino acids)
Source: RefSeq, a predicted model, not a curated record